CCAAUGUGUUAGCAGGCAGGCUACGUGGUCGUGGACACACACGUCUAAACGGAACGUGACACCCGGACAGGGACAGAAACCCACCGCUGCUGCAAGAUGGUGAAAAUUACAGUAAUCAAGACCAAACCGUACACCGAUCAAAAGCCCGGAACCAGCGGUUUAAGAAAGAGGGUGACCGUGUUCCAGCAGAAUCAGCAUUAUGCGGAAAACUUCAUCCAGAGUAUUAUUUCCACAGUUGACCCUGCUCAGAGGCAAGAGGGCACUCUGGUAGUGGGAGGAGAUGGACGAUUCUUCAUGAAAGACGCUAUUCAGUUGAUCAUCCAAAUUGCGGCCGCAAAUGGGAUUGGCAGGCUGGUCAUUGGUCAAAAUGGAAUUAUGUCAACACCUGCAGUGUCCUGUGUGAUCCGUAAAAUCAAAGCCAUUGGAGGGAUCAUCCUGACAGCCAGUCAUAACCCCGGCGGGCCCAAUGGAGACUUUGGCAUCAAGUUUAACAUUUCCAGUGGAGGUCCAGCACCAGAGGGCAUCACGGACAAAAUCUUUCAGAUCAGCAAAAGCCUCCAGGAGUACCACAUUUGCCCUGAGCUCAAAGUGGACCUCUCAACCAUUGGGAAACAAACCUUUGAGGUUGACACGUUCAAGCCCUUUACCGUUGAAAUCGUGGACUCUGUGGAAUCCUAUGCUGUGAUGCUAAGAGAGAUCUUUGACUUUCCUGCUCUGAAGGAGUUGCUUUCAGGGCCCAAUCACAUCAACGUACGACUGGACGCAAUGCACGGAGUGGUUGGUCCAUAUGUAAAGAAGAUUGUAUGUGAAGAGCUGGGAUCCCCUGCUAACUCUGCGGUCAACUGCGUCCCCUUGGAAGACUUUGGGGGCCACCAUCCUGAUCCCAACUUAACAUAUGCUGCUGACCUGGUCAACACUAUGAAGGGAGGAGAAUAUGACCUUGGAGCAGCAUUUGAUGGUGAUGGUGAUCGAAACAUGGUUUUGGGUAAGAAUGGAUUCUUUGUCAACCCCUCAGACUCCGUGGCAGUCAUCGGUGCCAACAUUACAUCCAUCCCUUAUUUCAAGAAGACUGGCGUAAAGGGUCUGGCUCGCAGUAUGCCCACUAGUGGGGCUCUGGACAAUGUGGCCAAAGCUUUAAAGAUACCCCUUUGUGAGACACCAACAGGCUGGAAGUUCUUUGGAAACUUAAUGGAUGCAGGCAAGUUAUCCCUCUGUGGUGAAGAAAGCUUCGGUACCGGUUCCGAUCAUAUCCGUGAGAAAGACGGUCUUUGGGCGGUGCUCGCAUGGCUCUCAAUACUGGCCACUCGCAAACAGAGUGUUGAGGACAUCAUGAAAGACCAUUGGCAGAAGUUUGGGAGGAACUUUUUCACAAGGUAUGACUAUGAAGAGGUGGAUUCUGAUGCUGCAAAUAAGAUGAUUGAGGAAUUACAGACAACUAUGUUUGAUAAAGGCUUUGUUGGGCAAAAGUUCUCCUCUGGGGAUAAAACGUAUCAGGUGGAGAAGGCUGAUAACUUUGAAUACACAGAUCCUGUUGAUGGCAGUGUCUCAAAAGGACAGGGUUUGAGGAUCAUCUUCUCAGACGGCUCACGGAUCAUCUUCCGGCUCAGCGGGACAGGAAGCGCCGGGGCAACCAUCAGGCUUUACAUUGACAGCUACGAGAAGGACCAACAGAAAAUCUAUCAGGACCCACAGGUCAUGCUGGCUCCUCUGGUGGACAUUGCCUUAAAGAUCUCGCAGCUGCAGGAGAAGACUGGCCGCACCGCUCCGACUGUGAUCACAUAAUUAGCCAAGACCCCAUAUUCAUCUCAUCCAGCCCAGACAUACUGUAUUGAGAAAUGCCUUACUUUAUGAUUAUCACCAUCAACCUUGUACCCCAGUCAUUAUGUGUUCAAUGCGUCUUCUAGAAAGUAUCAUCUCAAGUCUCUUGUUUCUUGUGUUCCACAAAGUAAUGUAAAACACAGCUUAUAAAAAUAUAAAGUAUUAAAUAUAACUAAAGAACUACAAAA
Messenger RNA from Triplophysa dalaica, 2006 nucleotides. RefSeq names its product phosphoglucomutase 1 (gene pgm1). Bases 97 to 1782 code for a protein of 561 amino acids. Gene Ontology annotation, biological process: carbohydrate metabolic process. The transcript is spliced from 11 exons. Gene Ontology annotation, cellular component: cytosol. The record is from RefSeq and is a predicted model, not a curated record. Gene Ontology annotation, molecular function: magnesium ion binding; phosphoglucomutase activity. NCBI's taxonomy places the organism in Eukaryota, Metazoa, Chordata, Actinopteri, Cypriniformes, Nemacheilidae.